This is a messenger RNA of Hyaloscypha bicolor E, 1008 nucleotides long. RefSeq lists its product as uncharacterized. The record is from RefSeq and is a predicted model, not a curated record. NCBI's taxonomy places the organism in Eukaryota, Fungi, Ascomycota, Leotiomycetes, Helotiales, Hyaloscyphaceae. The transcript has a single exon. The coding region runs from base 1 to 1008 and encodes 335 amino acids.
AUGCUGAAACCACCCUUCUCUCGAACCAUCAUUCACCCGCCAUUUUCGAAUCCGCUGCGUCUCAACGAACCUGCAUCUGAUGGCCCAGCCAUUUCACCCACGACUUCGAUCCGCUAUACUCUCCCUGCCACUAUCCGACAUAGAAAUACCCUCGCGAGAAUCAAAGACGAUCCAGAUAAAUACUAUAUAACUGAGCUGCGGACGUCACGCCUUGAUGAGAUCAGGUCAUAUCUGUGGCUAGCGGGCGUGCCUAAUUGUGGGAGACCUUUGCAUCGACAACAGCUAUUGGGCCGCGAGAUUAUUAUUACUGAGGACCCAAACGAACAUCUUGUUUGGCACCAGAUACGAAUAUUUAUAAAACCACUCCCAAUAUUCCUACUUGAUCUCGACUGCUGGACCCGGAAGAUUUGCAAAAGCAAGCAACUGCACGAACCUGCUUGUGGUCUUUUGCUCUCGUACGCAUGGCUUGUCAGAUACGAGAGCGACCUCCGAAUUGCACAUGAGAAGGGGUUGCUGCCGGAUUUUAUCCACCUGGCGACUUGGACAGAGUUCAUUAGUGAAUUCCUCGAGCACAUCGACUUGCAGUCUUUAAGCGGUGUCUCGCCCAGAUAUCAAUACGGGGAGUUGCGACUAUCGAGGUUAAAUAAAAUAUAUUAUAUAACACGUUUUACUUGGAGGGAUUCCGUUCGAGGAUAUAUGACUACUUCGACAUGGUACCAGGACUUCUUUGCUCGCAAUUUUGCAUGGCUUUUAGCAGUCUUCGCGUUUAUGUCUUUGGGUCUAUCUGCGAUGCAGGUUGUUCUCGCUAGUACAAGAAACAACUGGGCAUUUGAGAACGCAUCCUAUGGCUUCUCUAUUGCUGCUCUAUUCCUGGCAGCUGGAACUGUGUCGGUAGUGCUGCUUAUCUGGGCAAUUCUGUUUGUAUAUCAUCUUCUUAGUGCUCAGAUAAAUAAUCGACAGGUUAUGCAAGAGAGGAAGCGCUUUGCAGAUUCUCGAAAAGAACCCUAG